This is a messenger RNA of Cercospora beticola, 4437 nucleotides long. RefSeq lists its product as uncharacterized. Gene Ontology annotation, molecular function: protein binding. Gene Ontology annotation, cellular component: TORC1 complex; TORC2 complex. NCBI's taxonomy places the organism in Eukaryota, Fungi, Ascomycota, Dothideomycetes, Mycosphaerellales, Mycosphaerellaceae. Gene Ontology annotation, biological process: regulation of actin cytoskeleton organization; TOR signaling. The record is from RefSeq and is a predicted model, not a curated record.
AUGGCUGUUGAGGUGAUUGACCUGCUCUCUUCGGAGGACGAGUCGCCUAGCAAACUGCUCCAAUCGUUUAAGACUCGCCCAAAGAAAGAUAAAUCGCACAACAGCCAGCACGGCUACACAGACUCAAUCACCAGUAGCGAUGCGGAAGAGCGGCGAAAUGAGGUUGGGAAUGGAACAAAUGCGCCGGAUAGGCCUGCACCACCGUCUGGUCGAACAACGUCGGUUCAGAUGCGCGAACAUGUGUCGCCAACCGGCUUCAAGUCCUUUUCGCUAUACAAACAGUCCUCGGAUCCAGCAAGAGAAGAAGAUGCAAGCGGAAGGGACAAGACACAGUCAUUCACACAACCAAUCCUUUCGAACGAUGCAUGGAAAGCACUAGGCUCGCCAGGCCGAAAGCUGCAGGAAGAUUUUGCACGUAUUCGGCGAGAUUUGGAGCAGUCAAAAAUGCAGCUUGAAGCAAAGAGACUGGAAAGGGUUCAGAAGGCAGACUUGUACCAGCAGCAAAGACGACUGUCUGCCUCGAAAGCAGGUACAACAAGUGACUACGCUGCACGAACUUCAAUUCCGUCCAGCUCACGGCUGGAAAGCGGCCUGUUGCUAGCGAAACAACCUGUCGAGGCGAACAUACCACCGGAGGCCAUUCUUGAAGGCAAUGGUCCCGAAAACAGCAUGGAUCGCCUCGCAAAACGUUCCUCUGAUGGACCUACAAAAGACUUUGUCAAGCGGCGCAGGACGGAAGACCAUAGGAUCGAUGCCUUGCAACGACGUACACAGACCCUGGAUGCCACGGACCCUAAGAUGGAACGCCUGACUACCAGUUCUGAACCGGACUUUGCACUGUGCAGUUCCGCGAUUUCUACAGAACGAGCCCCACAGCACACCCUGCCCUCGUCUUCUCCUCCAGCGACUACAAGCUCGGCUAGUAGUAGUCAGGCGGGAAGGCCAUGGACUGUGCAAGAAGAGAUGUCGCUCAAGAGACUUAAGGAGGUGGAAGGUCUGAGCUGGGAUGAGAUUGAGCUUCGCUUUCCAGGACGGACUAAAGGCACUCUCAAAGUCCGCUACUACACCAAAGUCAAGGGCAAGCGGUUUCCUGCUCAGCCUGGUGAACCUGAUCGCCCGCGAACACAAGCGGGCUCAGCUUUAUCUGCUGAGACGCAGCAGCGUUCCCCGUCCCUCGGAGCUUCGCAAUCCCAGUUGCUGACAGCUCAGCGUACCGCUACAUCGGUGAACACCAACGAUAACGGGCAAUCGUACUCUAAAUCAGAUCUCGCCACGCGAACGCCCUCGAGCUCUGGAUCUAAGAGAUCAUGGCAGCCAUUCACGGCACAAGAUAACGCAUUGCUCAAGAAGUUGAAAGGAGUUAUGAACAUGGCCUGGUCCGAGAUCCACCCUUACUUCCCACAACGCACAUUGCCGAGCUUGCAAGUCCACUACUCUACCAAGGUGAAGAACAUGAAGAUCAACACAUCCAACGUGGUUGUACCCGCGCGGGCCUCUGCAGCUAUCCCACAGGCUCAGCCUACAAGCACUAAUGCAUCGAGCUCGACGGCUAAGGCUAGCAACUUUGGCAGUCAAUACACGGCAGAAGAAGUCGCGUUGCUGAAGCAGCUCAAGGAAGAAGUCGGCCUCGACUGGAAGGCUAUGAUGCCUUACUUCAAUGGAAGGACCGCAGGCUCCUUGCAGGUGUACUGGUACACAAAGAUUCGAAACGGAGGCACAGCACGUCACGCUCCAGACGUCCAGCGCCAUGACUCUGCAGAACUGCUCGCGCCCCGUGCCAAACGAAUGAGAAAAAGUGCUCCAGCUGCUGUUGACGGCUUUGUGUCGUGGACAGAUGCCAGGGCUAUUAUGAGGAACAGCGGUGACGCUGAAGAUAUUGAGGACGUUGAAGACUCUGCUGACGACAGAAGCUCCACGGCCAGCCAUGGCCCACUCGCAUUGCAGGACUCUGUAUUUCCGCGGACCGUGAACCGGAUUCUACACCAGCGGGAAACCGGCACGGGUUCACGGGCAUGGACGACCUCGCGCUUCUCGAUUCCUGAAGAGCUUAAGAACCACGUUCACAAAGACUACCACCUGCGGAAGUACUAUCAUGGAACAUCUGGGGACGUAGUGGGCCUCUCGUGGUCCUCGACUGGCGCUUACUUCGCUGCGGGAUCAAUCGCAAUUACGGACAAUCGGUCUAUGCAGUACAACAUGAGUCGCAAUCUGCUCGUUGGAAACCACGAGCACGGAGAGUUGCAAGAGCUUAUCGAACAUCAUGUCGAGCGACCUGAGGUUACUGAAUCAGACAAUCCAAAUGCUUUGAGCGCAAUGCGACAGACACAGGAUCCUCGCCUGUUUCAGACUGUCACGGCGACUGCUUUCUCGCCUGUUGCGGAACAUGAGGGCACACUUUUCACCACUGGUACAGACAAAAUGCUUCGGAAGUAUACUGUCUCCCCAGACGUCCGAAGCACGAGGGUUGAAGCGUCUUUCCAACACAAAGCUUCAGUGGAUCUCCUUGCCGUGCACCAGGAGGGAUACAUUGCAACAGGAACCCACUCUGCAUCUGAUAGUAUUGCGGUUUUUGACUCGCAGGGUGCAUCCAUUGACUGCGCCUGGAAGGGGUCACCGCAACGCCAGGACUUGCACACCACGGCUCUCAUUUACCCAUCAACCUUGAAAUGGGGCGCAGCUUAUGCCCACCGCAACUACCUGCUUGCUGGGUUCAGCGGCGAUGAGGACAAACUACUCGCAGGAGAGACAGCGCUGUGGGACGUUCAACACCAAACUCAGAUCGAGCUCAAGGGCGAGACCAGAAAUGUGUUUGAUGUCUGCUGGAACCCAAGGCCAAGUUCUGCGUCUGUAGUCUUCGCAGUGGCGUCGAACAGUACCGGUAUCAAACUUGGUGGGCGCGGCGCCCGAAGUGCGGUAAGCUGUUUUGCCCCAACGCAACCACUAUCGGCAGUCAUCACAUGGCAGUGUCCGGCUCUGGACAUCAACGAUGUCUCGAUAUGCCCUUACGAUAACAACCUCAUUGCCGCAGGCGCUACAGAUGGCAAAGUCUACGUGUGGGACCAGCGUUGGGCUGGACGAAGUCAAGCGCCUCUUCACGUACUGUCCCAUGGCGUUUCGCUCAACAUUCUGCCUCACGGCUACGAUAGAGAAUUGACAGACACUGGAGUGCGAUUUCUCUCAUGGGGUGCAACCAGCUCUCGUCUGUACUCUGGCUCUUCAGAUGGUAUAGUGAAAGUAUGGAACCCCUAUCGUUCUGCAGACAAUGCUCACGUGCAAGACCUGGACACGCCUCGCCAGCACAGAUCCGCGAUCAUGUCUGGAGUAUUCAGUCCAGACCAUCGCGAACUGCUAAUCGGCACUGAGAAUGGCCGGAUCAAUUUGUUCACGACGGGAUGUGCGGUACUGCGGAAACCUGAACAAUUCACGCUCCAUACAGCACCGGAGCCAGCAGCUGAAGAUUCGCCGUUAGAAGUAGCCGAGACGCUCUUGAACAUGGGGAAGAUUGUGACACGACCAUGUGGCGCAAUGCCAAUAAGACAGGCGGUGCAGGGUGACAUGUACGAUGGGCCUUUCCAGGCACCAAAGCAAUCGGACAUUGCAAGGGCAGAACGAAACCUCCAAGAAGCUUUGACUGCACAAGGGAAGCUUGCUGCACGAAAUGCUCGACAAGACGAUGCUAAUCAGCACGAAGCUGCUCUCGAAAAGGCGCAGAUGCGGGUUCGCGAUGCACAAGCUGCUAUCGAAGACUUGCGGGACCGCUCACAGUUCGCUGAAUCAUCUCGCCCGAAGGCAGAGGCUUUUCAGCGAGAACUUGCGAAGUCGAGAGGCGAACGCCGCAAUAUUGAAAUACUGGCCCAGAUCUGCUUUGGCGAUGAGUCUAAUGCAUGUCAGCACGAUUGUUCCUAUCUGCCUACAUCGGAGGCAUUAGAGGAUGAUGGACGGUCUGAGCUCCGAAUACCUGGGGCUCUGAGAUCCGUGGGUAACCAGGCAAUCGCAGCUUCAAGGCUGAGGGCCGAAGAUGAAGCGUCUGAAAGCUGUUUCAGAUGCUUUCCGUUCCAAGCACGACCGAAUGGGGCGAAGCGUGAGCUCUGCCUCACGUGCAAGUUGAACGGAUUGAGGUUGACGACAAAAUGCAACAAAUGCUCAGCUCCUGCUCGAGUGGAGACCGAUCAAGCGAAGCAGCCUGUUUGCGAAGCUUGUUCAUUCGCUUGUUUCCGCUGCAGCAGAUCGGCUGAGAUGUCGAGCGACUUCACUCGGCUUGAGUGCAAGGAUUGCGAUCUUUCUUGGGAAGCAGGCGUCCUUGGCUACGAGUUGGUGAAGACGAAACUUGCUAAAAGCAAGACGACACAAGCGAGCAUUGAAUCGCAUGAGCAAUAUGAUGAUUUUGGUACGGCCGAGAGGGAGCGUUUAGCAGGACUUUGGGACGACGACGAAUGA